GAACGGGACUUUUAUUUUGGUGUGGCUACGUGACGUCAUAAGGCUGCGCCGCUCCGCGCUGCAGCGUCUCUGCUGAGAUUCUGCUGAAGAAAGGUUUGUUUUACAACAAACAGAACAACAGAAAAGAGAAACUCCUGCUGAAGCACACUGUUAUAAAGAUGGCGUUUAUUAAAGAGGAGAGUGAAGACCUGAAGAUUGAAGAAGAUUUCAGAGUCAAACAUGAAGAUACUGAGACACAACAAACAGAGAUGAUGUUUAUUAAAGAGGAGAGAGAAGACGUGAAGAUUGAAGUCAAACAUGAAGAUACUGAGGAACAAACAGAUCUGAUGGCGCUGAAAGAGAAGAGUCGGGAACUGAAUGAAACGGAAGAAAAAAAUCUGACUGAGAAAUGUUAUGAUGUCAUGGCUGGGGAAACAUCUUUUAGUUACUCUCAGACUCAUAAAAGAGAAACUAGAAAGCCUGAAGUCCAGAUGAGAGUUCACACUGAAGAGAGACCUUUCACCUGUCAACACUGUGGAAAGAGUUUCAGUGGAAAACACAACCUUACAAGCCACUUGAAUGUCCACAAACGCAAACCUUAUACAUGCAAACGGUGUGGGAAGAGUUUCAGUGGAAAACUAAACCUUACAAGCCACUUUAAUAUCCAUAAACGCAAACCUUAUACAUGCAAACGGUGUGGGAAGAGUUUCAGUGGAAAACUAAACCUUACAAGCCACUUUAAUAUCCAUAAACGCAAACCUUAUACAUGCAAACGGUGUGGGAAGUGUUUCAAACUAAAAGGAAGUCUUAAGACUCACAUGAGAGUUCACUCUGGUGAAAAGCCGUUCAUAUGCUUUCAGUGUGGAAAGAGUUUCAGUCAAAAAGAGAGUCUUAAUGGCCACAUGAGAGUUCACACUGUAGAAGGCCCUUUCACCUGCAAACUGUGUGGAAAAUGUUUCAGUCAAAAGGCAAACUUUGAUGGCCACAUGAGAGUUCACUCUGGAGAGAAGCCGUUCAUAUGCCCUCUCUGUGGAAAGAGUUUCACACUGAAAAAGAAACUUACAGCCCACUUGAAGAUUCACACCGGAGGCAAUCCUCACACCUGCAAACUGUGUGGGAAGAGUUGCACAUCAAAUACUCAUCUGAUGACUCACAUGAUAGUUCACACUGGAGAGAAGCCUCACACCUGCAAACUGUGCGGGAAGGGUUUCACAGAAAAUGCUCAUCUAAUGUCUCACAUGAGAGUUCACACUGCAGAGAGGCCUUACACCUGCCCUCAGUGUGGAAAGAGCUUCACGGUUAAAGGAAGCCUUAGGACUCACAUUAGAGUUCACACUGGAGAGAAGCCUUACAAGUGUGUUCAGUGUGACAUGAGUUUCCCAUAUCACAUAAGCCUGAAACGGCACUUAAAAACUCAUUCUGGAAAGAAUUCCUCGUUUCCCAUGUGACAAAAGCUUUAGAAAUAAUGCAUUCACUCUGGAGAAAGACAGUUCAAUUGUGAUUGGUGUAAUAAAAACAGCAGACUUACAAAUAUGUGAAAAGUCAUUCAAUUGUGACCUUGUUUGUGUUCUUUAUUUUUAAUAAA
Messenger RNA from Onychostoma macrolepis, 1564 nucleotides. Its product is annotated as zinc finger protein OZF-like. The record is from RefSeq and is a predicted model, not a curated record. NCBI's taxonomy places the organism in Eukaryota, Metazoa, Chordata, Actinopteri, Cypriniformes, Cyprinidae. The coding region runs from base 159 to 1427 and encodes 422 amino acids. Gene Ontology annotation, molecular function: RNA polymerase II cis-regulatory region sequence-specific DNA binding; DNA-binding transcription factor activity. Gene Ontology annotation, biological process: regulation of transcription by RNA polymerase II. The transcript is spliced from 3 exons.